This is a messenger RNA of Zea mays, 2018 nucleotides long. RefSeq lists its product as uncharacterized. NCBI's taxonomy places the organism in Eukaryota, Viridiplantae, Streptophyta, Magnoliopsida, Poales, Poaceae. Gene Ontology annotation, cellular component: transcription factor TFIID complex. Gene Ontology annotation, molecular function: protein heterodimerization activity. The transcript is spliced from 2 exons. The record is from RefSeq and is a predicted model, not a curated record. Bases 132 to 881 code for a protein of 249 amino acids.
AUUUAUAUAUCGAUGAUUGUUAUUUUAGAAAGAAAACGCAACCCGAAAACAUAGCAUAAAACCCUCGAUUCGAAGGAUCCAACCGCUAGGGUUUUAGGCCUUUCCUCACCGUCGGCGGCUCGGCGCCAUGUAUGGGAACUCCGGCGAAGCACCCCCGUGCCGUCCCACGCCACUUACAGGCCGCAAUCUCCACCGUCUCCACCGCGCAGAUACUCCGCUCUUCCGGCUACUCCGCCGCUGAACCUGCCGCGCUCCGCGCCCUCUCCGACAUCGCUGGCCGCUACAUCGCGUCCCUGGGCCACGCCGCCGCAGCUUUCGCCGAGGCCCGCGGCCGCACGGAGCCCAACGUCACCGACGCCGUCCUCGCGCUCGAGGAUCACGCGCUCGGCGGCUUCCCCGGCGCGGCCGACCCCACGCGGCCGUUGCUCUGUUCCGGCGCGCUCGCGGAGCUCGCCCAGUUCGUCGCUGCGGUGAGGGAGGUCCCGUUCCCGAAGCCCCUGCCGAGGAGGGAUCCGGGUUGCGGCUCCGUCGACGGGUGGGAGAGCUUCGCGGCGGCGGGGAGGCAGCCGCCGCUGAACCACGUUCCACAUUGGCUUCCCUGCUUCCCGGAGGGGUGGGAGGAACGGUUGCGCGUUCGCUGCCAGGUGGCAGCGGAUGACGAGAAGGACACAGGGCAAGUGGUAACGGUGAUGGACGGUAAUGGCAAGAGAGGCGUGCCGGAGAAUAGGGAGAAGCUGUCGUUCAGCUUGGGACAAAAGCGGCAGCGUGUGAAACCAUCCCACAAGCACGGUGGUGCCUUUGAGCGGUUCACAGAACAAGGAGAAAAUUCUCUAUCCAUAGAAUGUAUCUCUUCAGCUUCAAAUUUAGUCAUUGGUCCAUAGAAUGCACCCUCUUCAGCUUAAAAUUAAGUUAGUGGCCCCUUGGCAUGGAAAAACUCUGAAGCACUAGAGCAAUAAGCUAUACUCCUUCUGUAGUUCUGUGUUGGCCUUUAGGUCUGAAACUGUUACACACAUGCAUAUUUAAUUGAAGCUUUCAAGUUAAUCUCUUCAAAUCGUGCCUUAUUUUUGUUAAUUAACUUCUGUUCAAAUUUCAGGCAUUCACAAGACAAAACCAGCACAAUUUGUUUCCCGUGGAUGGCUAAAUCUAUCAGAAGUUCUUGACAUGGAUCAAUAAGUGAUGCCACUAACAACACUUAUUGUUGUUGCAGAAUGACUCCAAUUUGCUCCUAUUCCAGUAAUUUAGCUUAGAUUCGUUCCCAACAAAUUGCGUGGCAAGGGAACAAAUGGGGUCUCAGAUCACAAUUAUGGAUUCAAUUCUGCUGCUGGAGUUCUAAAAGGUGUUGGGACCUUCUGUAUGGACUAUCAGACUGCAGUAUUUGAGAAGAUCUAGAGCAUCGUCUAUUGGUGCAACAUCACAUUCUAUCAGAAGUGAACCUUACAGGUGAUAGGUGUACUGCAGUUCAUAAUGUUGUGCUGUCUCCAUGAUCGCCGCUUGAUUUGGAGUUCCCAAAAACAAAUCACAUGUACAAGGGAGUAUUUGCAAGGCCUUCUGGACACCCUCGUAUUGGCAAGUAAUUGAAUGGCUCUUGCUUUGCUGGCAGUUACUUGGAACUCUGUACCUAUUGCAGAGCUUCAGGGAGAGAUCACAAAGACUGCCUUGUUUGGCUGUCUGGUCAAGGCAGUGCUGCCUGACCAGACAGCAACCCAGCCCGUCGAUUUUCUGCCCCUGGUCUGGGGGACGCUGCCGGGCUGACAAACAUGUUGCAGUAGAGGAAGAAGAUACCAAGAUGUGCUUUGUCAUUGAAAGCAUAAUGUCGCAAGUUCAAAGAUAAAAUGCAAACACGCGAUUCAGUUCUGUUACCUCUCUACCUUAGUAUUCGAAAGCCUUCUCCCACUGUUCAAAUUUGUAAUGUUAUACCCCAGUAGGGAAAACCUGGCAAAACAGCUAACAUAAGUUAAAACUGUAAAUAAUACUUCAUGCUAAAAAACGGGCAGAAGGUAUUGCACAGAUUGAUUUGA